AUGUCGAAACGCGACAUCGUCCUCACCAAUGUCACCGUCGUCCAGCUGCUGCGACAACCGUGCCCAUUGACCAGAGCACCGCCCCCACCCGAGCCCAAGGUUGAGGCAGCACCGGAGCCCAAACCCGAGCCCAAACAGGAGCCCAAGCCAGUCAAGGAGGAAGCCCCGCCUCCUCCAUCCAAGAAGGUUUCUGUGCUUCAGGAGCUGACCGUAGGCAUCAGUGGAUUUGGACGCAUCGGUCGCCUGGUGCUUCGUGCCUGCAUGGAGAAGGGCGUUAAGGUGGUGGCAGUGAAUGAUCCGUUCAUUGACCCAGAAUACAUGGUGUACAUGUUUAAGUAUGACUCCACCCACGGCCGAUACAAGGGGAGUGUGGAGUACAAGAACGGACAGCUGGUCGUGGAUAACCGCGAGAUCCGUGUCUUCCAGUGCAAGGAGCCCAGAGACAUCCCCUGGAGGUCCGUCGGGAGCCCCUUUGUGGUGGAGUCCACAGGCGUGUACCUGUCCUUACAGGAAACUUCGAGCCACAUUGAGGCAGGCGCCCAACGUGUGGUCAUCUGCGCGCCCUCACCGGAUGCACCCAUGUUCGUCAUAGGGGUGAACGAAAAGGACUACAACCCUGGCUCUAUGAAAAUUGUCAGCAAUGCAUCCUGCACCACCAACUGCCUGGCCCCCCUCGCCAAGGUCAUCCAUGAGCGAUUUGGGAUCGUGGAAGGGCUGAUGACCACAGUCCAUUCCUACACUGCCACCCAGAAGACGGUGGACGGGCCAUCAAAGAAGGCCUGGCGAGACGGACGGGGCGCCCACCAGAACAUCAUCCCAGCCUCCACAGGGGCUGCCAAGGCUGUGGGCAAAGUCAUCCCAGACCUCAAAGGGAAGCUGACGGGAAUGGCAUUCCGGGUACCAACCCCAGACGUGUCUGUUGUGGACCUGACCUGCCGCCUGGUCCAGCCUACCCCAUACUCAGCCAUCAAGGAGGCCAUAAAAGCAGCAGCCAAGGGGCCCCUGGCUGGCAUCCUUGCCUACACCGAGGAUGAGGUCGUCUCCACGGACUUUGUCGGCGAUAGCCACUCGUCCAUCUUCGACGCUAACGCCAGCAUCGCGCUCAACGACAACUUCGUGAAGCUCAUCUCCUGGUACGACAACGAAUACGGCUACAGUCACCGCGUGGUGGACCUCCUCCGCUACAUGUUCAGCCGAGACAAGUGA
This is a messenger RNA of Diceros bicornis minor, 1206 nucleotides long. It is a transcript of the gene GAPDHS, whose product is annotated as glyceraldehyde-3-phosphate dehydrogenase, spermatogenic. Gene Ontology annotation, biological process: glucose metabolic process. The record is from RefSeq and is a predicted model, not a curated record. NCBI's taxonomy places the organism in Eukaryota, Metazoa, Chordata, Mammalia, Perissodactyla, Rhinocerotidae. Gene Ontology annotation, molecular function: oxidoreductase activity, acting on the aldehyde or oxo group of donors, NAD or NADP as acceptor; NAD binding; NADP binding. The transcript is spliced from 11 exons. The coding region runs from base 1 to 1206 and encodes 401 amino acids.